Molecule: messenger RNA, 4050 nt
Organism: Sceloporus undulatus (fence lizard)
Lineage: Eukaryota; Metazoa; Chordata; Lepidosauria; Squamata; Phrynosomatidae
Gene: KDM4B
Product: lysine demethylase 4B
Exons: 22
Coding region: 264-3527 (1087 amino acids)
Biological process (GO): chromatin remodeling
Cellular component (GO): nucleus
Molecular function (GO): histone H3K9 demethylase activity
Source: RefSeq, a predicted model, not a curated record
ACCUUUAUUGUGGGUCAGCACAUGGUCUCAUUUGGUUGCCACUCUUUUUAUAACUAGAGGUAGAGAGAAGUGUGAGCACUGACUUUUCCCCUCCCCUUCCUCUCAGCGGUUCUAUACUUAGCGGCUGUAAUGAGCUUAAUCCGAAGAAUUAGUUGGGCUGAGCGCAUCUCACAGUCAGUGCUGUCUCUUGAGCCCCGAAGAGGUUCUCCUUUGGUGUGAGGCCGGUCCUGUUGGAAAGCCUCGGUUCUAAAAACUCCGGCAGGAUGGGGUCUGAAAACCCAAGUCCGCAGAACCCCAGUUGUAAAAUCAUGACUUUCCGCCCGACGCUGGAGGAAUUUCGUGAUUUUGGCAAGUACAUCGCUUAUAUUGAAUCCCAGGGAGCUCACAGAGCUGGACUGGCAAAGGUGAUUCCUCCAAAGGAGUGGAAGCCACGCAAGACCUAUGACGAUAUUGACAACAUGGUCAUUCCUGCUCCCAUUCAGCAAGUAGUGACUGGACAGUCAGGCCUCUUUACUCAGUACAAUAUUCAGAAGAAACCCAUGCUGGUUGGAGACUAUCGUCGCUUGGCCAACAGCGAGAAGUACUGUACCCCUCGGCAUCAAGAUUUUGAUGACCUGGAACGCAAAUACUGGAAGAACCUGACCUUUGUGUCUCCCAUUUAUGGGGCUGAUAUCAGUGGUUCCCUAUAUGAUGCUAAUGUGGACGAGUGGAACAUUGGGAAUCUGAACACUCUCCUGGACAUGGUGGAGCAUCAGUGUGGAAUCAUCAUAGAAGGCGUGAACACCCCCUACCUCUACUUUGGGAUGUGGAAGACCACAUUUGCAUGGCAUACAGAGGACAUGGAUCUCUACAGCAUCAACUACCUACAUUUUGGAGAACCCAAAUCUUGGUAUGCAAUACCUCCAGAACAUGGCAAGCGGCUGGAAAGACUGGCAAAAGGGUUCUUCCCUGGCAGCUCGCAGGGGUGUGACGCCUUCCUCCGGCACAAAAUGACUCUGAUUUCACCCUCCAUUUUGAAGAAAUACAGCAUCCCCUUUGACCGGAUCACUCAGGAAGCUGGAGAGUUCAUGAUCACUUUUCCUUACGGAUACCAUGCGGGAUUCAACCAUGGUUUCAACUGUGCAGAAUCUACCAACUUUGCCACGCUGCGCUGGAUUGACUAUGGGAAGAUGGCCACCCAAUGUACAUGCCGGAAAGACACAGUGAAGAUCUCUAUGGAUGUCUUUGUGAGGGUCCUCCAACCUGAGCGGUAUGACUUAUGGAAGCAAGGGAAAGACAUCGCCCCCUUGGAUCACAUGAAACCCACAGCAUUAACCAGCCCAGAACUGGAGGCCUGGAAUCAGACAAAGGAUGCCUUGAAAGCAAAGAUGCUCCGCAGGGCAAAGAGGAAACGGAGCCAACCCCGAAGGCAUAAGACACAGGACCAGAAAUCCCUCGGGGAUGCCAUGGCCUCAGAAGCGGCCUUGGAUGAGAGCAAGGAGAAAGAGGGCCAAAGGAGGCUUCCAGGCUUAGAGGAGGAGGAAAAACACAAAGCGUCAGAAAGCAAAGAAGGAGACUGCAAACCGAAGGUCCGUGUCCCGAAAGUCAAAGGGGAGAGAAAGAAGAAGCAGCCGCACCCCCACCCCUACCCCUUGGCACCAUCUUCUCAGCUCCCCUUGCAUCAGCUUCUGCCCCCGCUCUUGCUGCCACAACUGCCAGUGGAAGAGGAUGAGGCCAAAGGGAAUCCCCUCAAGUCUGCCUCUGGGGAAGGUGACAUCCCCCCAAUGCCUGCCCUCAACACCUUGUCCUCAGAAACCCCUGGCGAGGAGGAUGAGUCGAAGCAGAGGCCCAUCAUCCCAAUGCUCUACGUUGUCCCCCGGCGCAAAAAGACCCCUUCAGAGAAGAGGAGGGUCUCCUGCCAGGAGGUGUUUGAGCGGUUUGUCACAAAGGACCCGAUGCCCUCCUUGGAUCUUCAGAAAGAGGAGGAGGAGGAGAAUGCUGAAGUGCUCCCGGAGCCCAACAAAUUGCAGACAACUUCUACUUUCUCCAAACUGAAGAUGGAGAUCAAGAAAAGCCGCCGUCACCCACUAGGCAAGCCACCCACCCGAUCUCCCUUGUCUGUGGUGAAACAGGAAGCCUCAAGUGAUGAAGAAACCCUCCCAUUCUCUGGAGAAGAAGAUGUUGGUGAUCCUGAGCUCCUGAAGUCCUUGCUUUCCCUCCAGUGGAAAAACAAACCCCCCAACUUUGUAGCAGAGAGGAGAUUCAAUGCUGCAGCAGCACUGAGUGAGCCAUACUGUGCCAUCUGCACCCUCUUCUACCCCUAUAAUCAGGCCUCACAGAUGGAAAAAGAAGCAGCCCCACUUCCAUCAGGUGAAAGCACCUCACUCCAACCACCUUUGAAGAGCAGCCGGAAGACCAAGCCCCUGAUCCCAGAGAUGUGCUUCACCUCAAGUGGUGAAAACACAGAGCCCUUGCCUUCCAACUCCUACAUCGGCGAGGACGGAAGCAGCCUGCUUAUCUCCUGCGCCAGGUGCUGCCUGCAAGUCCAUGCCAGUUGCUACGGAAUACGCCCCGACCUUGUGAAUGAAGGCUGGACUUGUUCUCGGUGCUCAGCCAAUGCAUUGGUAGCGGAUUGCUGUCUCUGUAAUCUCAGGGGAGGAGCCCUGGAAAAGACCACCGAUGGCAGGUGGGUCCAUGUGAUCUGUGCAAUUGCGGUCCCAGAAGCCCGCUUCGUCAACGUCAUCGAGCGUCACCCAGUCGACAUCACUGCCAUCCUGGAGCAAAGGUGGAAACUGAAAUGUGUGUACUGUCGGAAGUGGAUGAGGAAGGUGUCAGGCGCUUGCAUCCAAUGCUCCUAUGAGCACUGCUCAACCUCCUUCCAUGUCACCUGUGCCCACGCAGCAGGCGUGCCCAUUGAGCCAGACGACUGGCCUUACGUCGUGUCCAUCACCUGCUUCAAACACAAAGCAGCCAGCCACAUUAUUCCAUUUUCCAGGGAGGUGUCCCUGGGCCAGACGGUGAUCACAAAGAAUCGGAAUGGCCUCUACUACCGGUGUAAAGUGAUUGGUGUGACAACACAGACCUUCUACGAAGUCAAUUUUGAAGAUGGUUCUUACAGUGACAAUAUUUACCCAGAAAACAUUGUUAGCAGAGACUGUCUCAAGAUGGGACCACCUGCAGAGGGCGAGUUGGUUCGGCUGCACUUGACUGAUGGCAUUGCUUACCAGGCCAAGUUCAUCGCCGCCCAUAUCAGUCAGAUCUUUCAGGUAGAGUUUGAAGAUGGCGCUCAGCUGAUGGUCAAACGCGGCGAGAUUUACACUCUGGAGGAAGAGCUUCCCAAGAGAGUCAAGUCACGCCUGUCGCUCAGCACCGGGGCUCCUCAGGAAGAAACCGUCUCAGGCGACGACUCGAAAGCGGCCAAGCGGCCCCGGGUGGGCACUGCCAAGAGCCCGGAAGAGAGCGGGCCCAACCCCGACUACUUCACCAUCAUGGAAACCCUCCUCCAGCCCCCGUUUCAGCCAAGCACACAGACCAGCACUCCUUUCUGAAAGCAGGACGAACGAUGCUUUAAUUUAAACAAAAAGAGCAACUCCCUUUUUAUUAAAAAAUAAUAAUAAUAAUAACAAAAAGGAAAAGAUUUCUUUCACACACCCCUGCGGAAAAUAAUUUAAGGUGAAAACUGCGGAGCGGGAGACCCAGCCCUGGUGCAAUAAUAAUAAUAAUAAUGUGCAGACUUAAUUCCUUUCUUCUGUUCUCGGUUUGGACUUUUGGAGAAGUUUUCCUGUUCUGGCCUACCUCUGUUCUUCCUGCUGAUACAUUUUUGGCGUGGAUGAAAUCUUUGGAAGGGAGAGCGCACCCUUCUCCAUAGAAACGUCAGAAGAAUAUGUACAAAAGGACCUGUUGGCAGAUGAACUUCCCAUGUUUUGCUGGUUUGGUUUUUUUUACCCCAUUGGUAAAACCUUCAAGAAGUCAAGAAGUGUUCCAAACGUACAACAAUGACUCCAGUUUUUAAAUCACAGCCAUUUCCCCCCCCCUCUCUCUCUUCCCCCAUGCAUUAAAUAUAUAAAUAUA